GGCGCUGCUGCCGGCGGGGCCCGCGGGCAGAGCGGCCCCUCCCGCCGCCGGCGGUUUCCAUGGAGGAGGCCGCGGCCCGGCCGCGCUUCCCGCCCUGCCCCUUCCCGCCCGGCCCCUUCCCCUCAGGAGGCGCCGCCCUCCGCCGCCGACAAUGAACGACUGGGCCCCCAUCGCAAAGGAGUAUGACCCGCUCAAAGCUGGGAGCAUCGAUGGCACAGACGAGGAGCCCCAUGACCGUGCCAUAUGGAGGGCUAUGCUGGCACGCUAUGUACCCAACAAGGGAGUUACAGGAGACCCUCACCUCACCCUCUUUGUAGCAAGGCUCAAUCUUCAGACAACAGAAGAGAAGUUAAAGGAGGUGUUUUCCCGCUAUGGAGACAUCAGAAAGAUCCGUCUGGUUCGAGACCUCGUCACAGGGUUUUCCAAGGGGUAUGCGUUUAUUGAGUAUAAAGAGGAGCGAGCUCUCUUGAAGGCCCACAGAGACGCCAAUAGGCUGGUUAUUGAUCAGCAUGAGAUCUUUGUGGACUUUGAACUGGAAAGAACUCUCAAAGGAUGGAUUCCUCGGAGGCUUGGAGGUGGUUUUGGAGGCAAGAAAGAAUCCGGGCAGUUACGGUUCGGAGGACGGGACAGACCUUUCCGAAAGCCCAUCAAUUUGCCAAACAUGAAAAGUGAUUUCUAUGGAGAAGGAUCAGCAGAGAAAAGAAACUGGUCUCGUGAGGGAUCAAGGGACUGGAGAACAAGGGACCGAGACCACGAAAGGAGCAGAGACAAGCGGUGGCCAGAAAGGGAGCGGUCGUGGACUUGGGGUGAAAGCGAGAGGGACUCCAAAGAGGAGAGGAGCAGAGGGAGGGAGAGGAAGGACAGAGACAGGAAGGACAGGGAUAGAGACCGGAGCAGGGAAAGAGACACCAAGAAACAAAGAGAUGAUGACAAGCACCGGUAGGUGACAGUGCCUUGGCAUUGGGCUGUGUUACCUGCUCUUACAUCCACAGCGUUCCAGCUGCAGGGGCUGUGAGCAGUGUUCCCAGACCCCCUUGCUAGAAGCUCUCUGUAGUUUGGCUGCUAAUGCAGUUAUGUGUUGAAUUGUUCUUCAGAGGAAAUAAACUUUUGUAUUAGUAUUUUUGAACUGGU
Strigops habroptila (Kakapo) is the source of this 1131-nucleotide messenger RNA. It is a transcript of the gene SNRNP35, whose product is annotated as small nuclear ribonucleoprotein U11/U12 subunit 35. Gene Ontology annotation, cellular component: U12-type spliceosomal complex; precatalytic spliceosome. Gene Ontology annotation, molecular function: snRNA binding; mRNA binding. The transcript has 2 exons. NCBI's taxonomy places the organism in Eukaryota, Metazoa, Chordata, Aves, Psittaciformes, Psittacidae. The record is from RefSeq and is a predicted model, not a curated record. The coding region runs from base 152 to 943 and encodes 263 amino acids. Gene Ontology annotation, biological process: mRNA splicing, via spliceosome.